Molecule: messenger RNA, 453 nt
Organism: Elephantulus edwardii (Cape elephant shrew)
Lineage: Eukaryota; Metazoa; Chordata; Mammalia; Macroscelidea; Macroscelididae
Gene: GIP
Product: gastric inhibitory polypeptide
Exons: 4
Coding region: 1-453 (150 amino acids)
Biological process (GO): response to glucose; regulation of fatty acid biosynthetic process; response to starvation
Cellular component (GO): extracellular region
Molecular function (GO): hormone activity; glucagon receptor binding
Source: RefSeq, a predicted model, not a curated record
AUGAUGGCCUUGAAGACCUUCUCUCUGCUCCUGAUGUCCCUGGUCCUGACAGCAGUGCUAGGGGAGAAAGAGGAGGCUCAUUUUUUCUCUCUCCUCUCCCUGCCCCUCAGACCCUACCCCAAGGUCAGUAGCUCUCAACUUAGAGGUCCAAGAUAUGCUGAGGGGACUUUCAUCAGUGACUAUAGCAUCGCUAUGGACAAGAUCCGCCAACAAGACUUUGUGAACUGGCUCCUGGCCCAGAAGGGAAAGAAAAACGACUGGAGACACAACAUCACCCAGAGGGAGGCCCGAACCCUAGAGCUGGCCAGUCAAUCUAACAGGAUUGAGGAAGCAAAGGAGAAGCAGAGCUCCCCACCCAAGAUUUCCACUGAUGCAGAUUUGCUAAGGGAUUUGCUGAUUCAGGAGUUGCUGGCCUGGAUGGUAGACCAGAUGGAGCUAUGCAAGCUCAGGUAG